Messenger RNA from Lycium barbarum (goji berry), 1320 nucleotides. RefSeq lists its product as uncharacterized. Gene Ontology annotation, biological process: peptidyl-lysine monomethylation; peptidyl-lysine dimethylation. Gene Ontology annotation, cellular component: cytoplasm. Bases 180 to 1175 code for a protein of 331 amino acids. Lineage: Eukaryota; Viridiplantae; Streptophyta; Magnoliopsida; Solanales; Solanaceae. The transcript is spliced from 7 exons. The record is from RefSeq and is a predicted model, not a curated record. Gene Ontology annotation, molecular function: protein-lysine N-methyltransferase activity.
GCAUAACAGCAAUUAUGAAAGGGGGAAGUGAAAAGACAAAAAUAUCCCUGGAUGCGACGUGGUGGCACGCUUGCAUCGAUUGUAAUUUCCAUAAUUGUCAACUCCUAAAACGUACUUGACACUCCUGUCUCUCAGAUUCGUAGCAAUUUGGUCUUAGGGUUUUUCAUCGUCAUAGUUAUAUGGCCGGAAUGAGACUGUUGCCGGAAGACUCCGACGUCCGACCAUCUGAGCUGAUUUCCGAUGACGACCGCUCAAUUGCGGCAGAUUCGUGGUCCAUAAAGAGCGAAUAUGGAAGUACUCUCGAUGAUGAGCAACGCCACACUGAUGCUACUGAAGCUCUCAAUUAUCGCGCCGAUUACAGUUCUGACAAGGAUGAGCAUGAGCAGGAUGGUGAAGGAGUUUCUUCAAUGCUUGGUUUCCAAAGCUAUUGGGAUGCUGCUUAUGCUGAUGAAUUGGCAAACUUCCGUGAGCAUGGCCACGCUGGUGAAGUUUGGUUUGGUGGUGAUGUCAUGGAAAAUGUUGCCUCCUGGAACAAAGGUUUGUGCAUGGACAUUUGCCGGGGUCGCUUGCCAAAUCAUGUAGCUGAUGGCAAUUCUGAGCCUGUUGGGCAGCAUGAGAAAGACGUGUUAGAUUGGAGCGUGCUUGAUAUUGGGACUGGCAAUGGUCUGUUUCUACAAGAGCUUGCUAAGCAAGGGUUCUCUGAUCUAACUGGAACCGACUACAGUGAAGGAGCAGUUAACCUUGCAAGAAGCCUUGCUGAUCGUGAUGGUUUCACCAAUGUCAAGUUCUUGGUUGAUGACAUUCUUGAGACAAAAUUGGAUAAAAGGUUUCUGCUAGUUGUGGAUAAAGGAACCUUAGAUGCCAUUGGACUGCAUCCUGACGGUCCAAUCAAAAGGAUUAUGUACUGGGACUCUGUUUCAAGGCUUGUUGCUCCUGGUGGAUUAUUGGUAAUUACAUCAUGUAACAGUACGAAAGAUGAAUUGGUAGAAGAAGUGGAUACGCUCAAUCAAAGAAGGAACGCUGCUUGUCAAGGAGCUGGAGCAGUUGGAGGCCAAGAAGCUUCAGUAGAUCCUCCUCCUUUCCGCUACCUUGAUCACAUUCGCACAUAUCCUACAUUCACAUUCGGAGGAUCAGUAGGCUCACGUGUAGCGACAGUAGCAUUCCUGAAGAACUGAAUUAUUACUUUCUCAUCAUUUUGGGUGCAUUACUGCACUUUUUUGUUCCAAAAGUUUGUGUAACGUCGUGCAACCAAGGAGGAUUUCUUUGGGAAAACAAUUUCUGAAUUAUGCAUGGUGAAGAUUAAUUGAUCUAGUUUCUGUA